CGGAAAUGAACUACGGAUGUCGAUGACCGCUUUCGUCUGUAAGCCAAGUACUUGAAAAAUUUCUUUCUUUUUUGGUAAGAAAAUGCUUCUUUUGGAGAGAAAAUGGCCUCUUAAACUACCACGAAGUUAUCUGGUAUGAGUGUUGGGAUCAGCCAAGUGAAUUUCGACGCUCAGGUAGGCAUCUGUGACUUGACAAAUUUAAGCUAAAGUUGAAGUUUGCAUGCAUCGAUGAUGAGGCGAUAUCACUUUCUUUCACAUAAUGUUUUAUAUUUUCCGUCUUGGAGGUCUGCUAACUCAGGGUAAUUCAAACAUCGAAGACAAAUUUAUGUGCUUCUCUUUUUCGAUAAAACUAUUUGGUUCUUGGGCUUUUAUUGUAGCGUGUGUAGCAGCUUUCUGCAGUGUGUUUGUUCACGUAUAUGAUAUACCGACUUUGUUGACCUAAUUACAGUAUUUACAGUACACAAGAUUCUUUCUUUAAUUUAACUCGAUACGGCAACAGGUUUUAAUAUAAGGCGAGCUUUUAUUUGCCGAUAAAGUCGUUCAGCCAUACCGAUCGAUCAUCAAACAGGUUCUCGUCUAGUCUUAGGAGAUUUUUCUCAACACGAUUUGUGUUUUAUUUAUUAGUUUGACUUCACCCCUGCGUUUAUGCUACAAAAAUAAUAGUGAAGUUUGCAUGUGAUUACUAUUCGCAUCUGUCAUAAAUCAUGCUAAUUUUCCCUUUUUCAUUAGAGUUGGUUUUCUGUGCACGUACUUUUAUUGCUUUCACUCUCAAAUUGCAGGCAAGAUUUUGAAUGUCAAUCAAAACUCAUUUGAUUUCUGCACUUACUUGCAUUUAAGCUUACUUGUAGUAAUCUGAAUUGAGUGGAAUGUUGUGGCACCUGCAUUUUUAACAUCUGUGUCUUGUGUCUUUUAAUCAGUAGAUAGCUAAUUUCAUGUAACGAAAUUUUAAUGACAAUAGUUUUAUAGACAACUGUUAAGUUUCUUGGCAAAAAGUGCUCUGGGAGUUUUUUCACAGUUAUAAAAGUCACUCUGAUUAUUUUUUGGGAAACUACAGACUCAAACAAUUCUUCCUACAUCAUCCACAGGUAACAGGUCAUUUUGCCCAAAGUUGUUUUGCCUGGAGUUAAGUCAAUUUGCCAAAUGUUUAGUUGUCGUUCUUGAACCCUUAUGAAAGGAAUAAGCAGGAAAAGAGAGUAACAUCACAAUCAUGUGGUCAACAACUUUUUCCAGUCAAAACUUCAUUGCAAUUGUGGAGUCUUUCAGUAUCUUGAGUGUGAUUAUUGACAAAACUAAGAUCAUUCAGAUCGCUGGACCUUUUUUAGCAAUCACAGCAAUAAAAUCCAAUCCUAAAAAACAUCUCUGAUAAGCUGUGUUGUAGAGUGUUGUUUAUCAUUGGGCGAAGUGACUUAUAUCUGGGUGAAGCAGCUUCAGGCAAAUCACUUUUUGGGUGAAGCAACCACAAUUCCAUCCACAUCACAGUCAUUACCACUGUCACUUUAUAUUUUUGAGAGACACAAAUUUCUUGUGUCAAUCUUGCUUUGAUGUUGAACAUCUUAAUCAAAAUUGAUGCAAUUGUCAAUCGGCUAGUUCUGUCUUUCGGUAUAAGUUAUGGAGGAAUUUCACAGAUACUCGUAGCUGUGAUCAUUAUGGAAUGAUGACUGGCUUUAAUUAAUUCCCAGCAUGCUUUCUCAGUAAUGGACCCUUUUAGCUAUCCACCAGCAUAUGUUGACAAAAGGCAAAUUCCCUUGUGAAAAUCACAUGGUGUGAAUUGGGAAAAUAAAACCUACUAAGCUAAAAAGGUCCAUUCAAACAAGCAUCCAGUAAGAACUGUACAUGUGUUUUUACCACUGAGACUUGAUAGCUCGAUCUCUUAUAAUUUCUGAAAAGCGAGCGAAGCAAGUUUCAACAAGGUUGUGCAACUACUGAGCGAGCGAAGAAGUCAUGAAGUUGACUUCUUUAACCUAAAUGGAUUUGAAUCAGGUAUGAAAGGUCUUUUAAAAUGGCAUAUCCAACCAGGGAAAAAAAGGACUGUUGUAGUUAAUUUUUUUAUCUCAGGAAAUUUUUAUUUUUCUUUUGUUUCAAUGUCAUUAGCAUACAUUACCAUACCCAAAAGCAAAAGAAAGAAAAAAUUACCUGAGAUAAAAAAUUUACUACAACAGGACUUUUAUAAAGUCUAUAUUGUUACCAGUGCACCCUUAUGUUUGCUCAAAGGUGCUAGAAGAUGAAGAAGAAGCAGCUUUGGAAAAAGAAGAUCAAGAAAGAGAGAAAGAGGUACUAGCAUGUAACAUGCUGCUGUUGACUUGUAACUAUAGAGGGGCUGCAGGGAAGAUUUGUUCAUCAUCAUCAAACUUUUUAAAAAAAUGUUCUCUUGCUAAGAAAUUAUGGAUCUUAUCUAAGUUAGGGACCUCUCGGCCAAAUAUGAGUCGACACUAUCAGCCGAUAAGCGGUUGACCUUUGGUGGAAUAUCAGCCAACACUCAAUCAAAAUGUUGAUCGACUAUCAGUUGACAUGUUGGUUGAGUUUGAGUGGAUAUGUUGGUUUAUAUCAUUUGGCCAAAUGUCAGUCAACAUGAUAAUAAUAAUAAUAAACUUUAUUCAAGUUUCGUGUAACUUUAGUAUGGUGUUGCUAAUUGGAGCUACCGUAACAUAAAUGGAUCAUUUUACGUUUCUGAGAAAUUGCCCACCUACCCCUCCCCUAAGCCAACUACUAAGUAAGAACUAAAUGUUAAUGUUGGUGUAGGGGAGGGGUAGGUGGGCAGUCUCCGAGACUUCUAAAAAGUUUUAAUACUGAACAGUGGACAUAAUAUAAAAAAGUAAAAAUACCAGUAGAUACAUAACCCGUAUGUAGCGUGUAUAGCAAAGUAUUUUACACUUUACGUAUUAAGUAGUUUACAUUUUUAAUUAGAAAUUUACCUUAGUGUUUGCAUUAAGUUUACCUUUGUGUUUUUUUAAAGAUCCGAGAGUUGUUAAACAGUGAACUUGAUGAUGGUCUUUUGGAGGAUGACAAUGCAUCCUUCUCAUCUCAUGACCUCAGAAGUUCAGGGUAUAGCCGAGAUACACCUUACUCCGAUGAUUUCACUGAGCAAGAACAACAGACAAUCUUGAAUGGACAUGAUCCUAAGAAACUCAUUCCUUCUGAGAGAGGUGCAUUUGAGCGACCUCCUCCACUAAUUACACAGCGUGCCUUUCAUUUCAUCAAUGGAUCAGGACAGAAUGAUGAUUCCAAUUCUGGAAUGCUGAUUCAGCAGCACAAUAAUUAUGAUCAAGAACAUCAGGAAAUAGACGGUUAUAAUCAUCAAGGUUAUUAUGAAUACAGAGAGGAGGAGAGUCCUUUUGAUGGUCAAGUUGAUGAGUACUCACAAAAUUUUCACCAGCAAGAAGGUGGCUCAAAUUAUCGAACAUCACCGAUAGGUGAUGAUGUAGAUAAGGCUUAUGAACAAUAUGGAAAUUAUCACCCUCAUUUUGGAGUACAGAGACAAUUCCCUUCACACCAGGAGGCACAAAAUCAGCAUUAUCAUCAGUCUCAAUACCCAGCUGGAAAUUUUAGCAAACAAAUAAAUGUGCCUAGUGGUGAUGAUUUCUAUGGAGAUUAUGGUGGUUAUGAUGAAGGUGAAGGAACCAUCAGCCCUGAUCAGAAUGUCCAUGAUGACGAUGCUGACAACACAAAUGUGCCGAAUCAUUAUAGAAUGGAUACCCUUGGGAAUUAUCAAGUUCAAUAUUAUGCACAGCAUGAACCAACUUCACGCAUUCAUGACAGAGGUUCUGACAGGCAUGUUACUGAAAGAAAUGAUAUUUCAACUGGGUAUUCAGGGAGUGGGACACAAGACGUUCAACUUCAGAUAUUAUACAAAGCACGUGGCAGAAAAAUUGAAGAACUGACUAGAGAGUUGGAAUCCCAAGAAGAUGAAAUGACAAAAGAGAUACGUGUUUUGAAUCAUCAGAUUGCACUGAUUAAAGGUAUGAAUAACCAAAAACAGCUUCAUCCUCCAAAAAGCAGGCAGUGUGUUAAUGUAAAUGUGACAAUUUUGUACACCUAGACGUCAGAGGAAAGGAUAUGUUGAGUUAAAUUAUUUGCCUCUUGUACAUAUGUGUAUGAACUUUGAUUCUGUGCCAAGAAACUACACUAUAAGAGAGGACUGAAGAGGUCUUCAGACACAAAAAAAUGACUCAAAUCCGUAUGAUUUCAUUUUGGGAUUGGACGACAAUUUUUUCAGUACAAACCAAGUUAGAGCGAUUUUCAUAUGACCUUGAAAAAUGGUUUCGGUAAGUGUUUGUUGUUUGUUUUAUCAGCCAAUGGAUGAAAAGAUCAAAACGUGGCCUCUUCGUUUUCCCGCCAAAGAAAACCCUAAUAUGGAGAAGGCAUUGUUUGAUUGGCCAAUCGUAUUGCAGUAUGACGUCAAAGUGAAGUAUCAGUUGAUUUCUAGAAAGUUCUCGGGCAUGAAGUUUUUUCAGCUGAGCAUUCGCUUUUAACCAACCAAAAGCCACAUGUGUUUGUACAGGGUUGUCUGAAAGUUUUGAAGGAGAUGGCUGAGUUUUCAAAGUAAGUGGCCAGUCCAGGGAUAUUUUAGGUAAAAAACGCCAUCUGUAAAGAAAUACCAAGCAGAGUAGCCAGCCAAUACUAACCAAGUAGGCGACGAUUUUCACCUGCAGCUGGCUACUUUUGAUAUGUAUCUGUUCCAUAAACCAAUCAAAUCGCUCUAUUUCCGUUUUUUUGUUCUUUUUUUGUUUGCACAUUUUCAUUUCAAGGUCAUGCGAAAAUCGCUCUAAUAAGUUCUAGUGUCUGGUUUGUCUAGUGUGUGGGGUGGGGGCAUUUUCCUCCAUUUGAAAGAUUUAUUUUGGUCCUUUUGUCCCUUAAGCUUAACUUUAAUUCAAUUUGCCGCAAUCCUUAGAUGAACGUGAUGGGCUCUCAACGAGUCUUGAGCAGUCACAGAAGAUGGUGCAGACAUGCAAUACAGAACUGAACAACCUAAAAGGCCAACUAGCUGCUGCUUAUCAACAGAUCAGUGCAUUACAAGAGAGUAAAGAAGAGGUUGGUACUGCUUUUUCAGAUUGUGAUGAUGUGUAAUUGAUAAGCUGCAGUGAUUGGUUAAUGAGGUCAAGGUGUGCAAUAAUCUCUUUUGGCAGAAACCCAUAAGAAAUAAUUUCUUAUGGGUUUCUGAUGAUGAUGAGAUAAUUAUUAUCUCAUCAUUAGUAUCUUCCUUUAGUGGGUAGUUAAUCACCUAGAUAUUCAUGCAGGCUUUCUGUGCCAGUAUAGUGAAUUUAUCUUUUCAGUAUUACCAGUUUAAAUUUUUAUGACCCAGAGGGAAAAAUUGGCUCUGAGAUAUCCCAGGGUUUGGUAUGAGAGAAACAAAACCUGAGGCUUCCAUAGAGCUUGGCAUUUAAUGCAAGUUCUGUACAAAGACGAAGAUUUCCCUGUUGCCUAAAGGCAAAUGUUGAGUGUAAGUCAUCAGUUGCCACUAUAGAGUUUGUUAUUCUACAGAGUGCAGCCCUGGCUCCAAUUGUUAGCAAGGCAGAUAGUUCUAUCCCCAGGAUAAAUCACAUUCCAGUGGAUAAGUGUUAGGGAAACCAAUAGCCUUGUGCCAUAUACGGAACUUAACUUCUGAUUAAGUUAAUCUGCAAAGCUACUCCAAAAUCCUUGUUCCGGGUGCCCACCUGAUCAUGAGUGUGUACCAGGAUUUGAGUACAUGCCAUGAUAGGACUGUUAAAAAUGCUAUUGUCAAUUUGCCAAUCAGGUUGAUGAGAAAUUCAAAACACAUUUUACAAUGUAAUAAUUUAUGUAAUGUUUAGUUGAGUAUGUUGGGUGUCCAAAACAAGGAUAUCGGCACUGCUUCGCAGACAUUACUAACCAGGGUUAAAUUGCAUGUAUGUCCUCUGUGAUGCAGGCUAGGAAACCAAUUAAUUAUUGCACUAUCCACUGGGUAGAGGGGUUCUUUUGUCGAUAGCCUCACCCAACUUUUGAACUACAUUGUGUGUGCUGGGACCUAUAUGAUAAGGAGCCAGACAACUACAAAAGCACAGUAUUAUUAUCAUGGAAAACGCAAAGGAGUUUUGCAAACCGUUGUAUCUUUCCAGGUUAUCAGUAAACUACAUGUAGCUGAGACAACAAUAGACAGUUUAAACCAACAGCUUGUGGAACUUAGUCGUUCAGAGUCUUUGACAAGGGCUAAGGAACAGCAUGAAAGUGUGGUUAAUGUGAUGAAAAGAAGACAUGAGGAGGAAGUCCUAACUCUUAAACAGAAGCUUGAUGAAGCAGUUUUGUCAAGAGACCAUAAGGUGCCCUUUCUUAGUACUUUUUGAGUAUUAAUAUUUUCUUUGGUGCUAAAGUGCUCAUUCAUGUUUCAGGGGUAAAGUUUAGGGCUAGACAUGUUGUAUAUGAGGUUGUAUCUGAGUGAUUUAAUUUUAAUCAUGCAGACCAAAAAAACAAGGCUUCUAAAUUAUUCUUUGCUUUCAUUUUGAGAAUAAAUGUAGUUUAAAUCCCAGUGCAUACACUAGUUCUAACUUGGCUUUCAAUUUGUAAACUAGCAUGAAGAAGCCAGUCAUUUGAGAGAUGAACUCGUUGAGAAAGCAGAAAUGAUCAACUCAUUAACAAAGAGUUUAGACUCCAGUCAGAAGCAGUGCCAAGAAAUACUGAAGUCAGGUUUGUAUUCAUUAUACCUUUUCAUUCUUUGACUGUGACAUCCCUUUAACUUAUGGAAAGCACUAGUCAAUAUAGUAAGCUUGGGACAUUCCAUUUUUAUUCUGAUCCCCCCUAUGGAUGAGUAUUCUUGGUAGAUAACUAUAACUAGCAGGAAUCUAUUGUCAAAGGGACAGACAAAAAUAUUAGGGGGGUAGGAAAGGUUUUCUCUACGGGUUCCGAGAAAAAAUUGUGGUGGUAGGAAUCUGCUCAUCCACAGGAGGCAGUGGACAAGGGGUUUGGGAAAAAAAUUGGACAUCCCCUUAUUAUAUCAUGUUUGUCUAGUUCAUGCAAGUGUGCAGCUGUACUUGCAAGUGUAUUCAUUGUUUUGAGUGUUUUAUUUGCUAUAGGAACAAUGACAGAAAUUAACCAGUUACGAAUUGCUCUUCAAGAGAGUGCAACUGCCAGGAACAUUGCUGAAGGACAGUGCAUUUCUCUGAAGGUAAACUUUGUAUUGAAAUGCUUCAGAAGAGUAUAAACAGGUCAUAAGUAAAAAAGAAUAUUAUUUUUCAUGAAAUUCAUCAGACUUACUCAGGUUUUUAUUUUAUGAAAUGGAUGUGAAGCAUGAGCUGUCAGAGCUUAAAGAACAAGUCAAGAUGUAUGAGAGUGCCAGUCGACUUGGUGUGGGGUUAGGAUCCAGUUUCCAAGACAGUUCCUUUGCACAUCUCACAGUAAGAAACUUGAACAAAGAGAACUGGAGCACGCCAAAGUCUCAGUAAGUACGCAAAUUUUUUAUCCAUAAGAAGGGCAGGAAUGUGUUUUCUUGUUGAUUAUAUUAGUCACAGUUAAAUAAGACAUAUUGACCUCUGGGACUGGUGAACCUUAGCUUUUCCAAUGUUUAUGUGUGCAGCAUAAGUAAGGCACAUGACAUGUAGAUUCAUGCACAUACUGUUCAGCUAUUAAUCAUAACUACAACAAAAUUCUCAAAUCUGAUUGGCUAUCAUUAUUGUACUGAUUGCAACACUAAUAGGACAGUGUUAAAGGACAGUAUAGGACAUGCCUACGUAGUUGGACAGUACGUGCAAUCAUGCAAGCACGCUCUAAAAGGGCUUUUUUUUUCACUGCUAGCAAAAAACUCUUGGAAUUUCUUGUGCUUUGAUUUAAAAAAAGCGUAAAAAAUCACAAAUUUUGAUAUAGUCAUGUUCACCCACUGACUCAUUCAUGAUAGACUACACUAAUACAAUGUAGCAAACUAGAAAUAAUGGUAACAGAACUUUGUGUUGUCCAAUUUGGUCUGUAAUCAUACUUGUGAUUAGACAAAUCGGACUCCUGCUAUGUGCAGCGGUCGUCCAAUUUUUGUUAAUGACUCAUAUGAUUACAGACCAAAUUGGACUCCACUCAGUCCUAUUACCCAUUAUUUCUAGUUUGCUACAUUGUAUUAGUGUAGUCUAUCAUGAAUGCGUGAGUGGGUGAAUGUGACUUACAGGGUAUUUGAGAAAGAGUGAGUAAAUCUUAUGGAAUCAGUUAGUACCCCAGUGGAGUGUUCACUUUUGCUUAUUGAUGGGGGGAAUUACUGUAUCUACAGCUAAGAAAUUGCAGUUACUGCUUUUUGUUAGUGAGCCAAUAGUCGUAAGCCAGUAGCCAGUUAGUCAAUCAAUAAUUCAUUCAAUCAUUUGGUCAGUCAGUCAGUCAGUUACGUCAUUACAUAUAUAUAUAAUUAUCUUUAUCAUGCCCUUUCUAUUGUAUUUUGUGGAGUUGAAAACAGUUUUUGUUUGCAUUGUCAGUAAAGUGCCUUUGGAAGAGACAGUCACUGAAUUGAGGAAAGAACUUGAGCAAUGCCUGAUCAAUAACAAAGCAAAAAGGGAUCAAGUAUUUAACUUGGAGACAGAACUGAACACUGUAAAGAGUCAACUAAAGGAGCAGGAAUCAAAAGCUCAAAGAAUGGAAGUGAUCGCUCAGGAACAUGAGGUGGGGUAUUCUAACACAAGCGUACAUAGGUGUGUUUAGUUGACCAAAAACAAGAAAAUAUAAAAAUACGGCUGAUCAUCAUUUUCUGCCCAGUUCCCAGUUGAUCAAUUGACUUUAUUUACCUCAAGAUUUAGAUAAAAAAAUAAAUAAAUAAACUAGAAAUAAUGAUAGAAAGAGAAGAUUUCUCAUAAAAACCUAUAUAAGACUAAGUGUCAUAAUGCUGCUUAUUCUGUGGUGCCAAAUAAAGCUAGGAAUUAAGAAUAUUGAUUGAUGUUUCUUUCUGCCUAUUAAAUCAAGGUAAAAUCUCAGGAUCUGGCCAGAAAAAUUCAGGAAAUGGAGAAUGAAAAGAGAGAUCCAGGUAAUGACUAUGAGUGCUGCAGGUGGUUUUUUGUAUGCAAUGCACAGUCCUCAUACUCCUCAAUGAUAUUAAGCUGAGUUGUCGUCUCAGUUAAAAAUCUUGGGAGAAAUGAAGGUUUGAGGUAAGUCAUCCCCCUGUCCUUGAUCCUUCCCUCCUUCCCUUAUUUCCAUGCUCUUUUCACAUGUCUCCAUCAUCCUCCUUCUUCCCUCAUUGCCAGCACUUGUACUAUACAUUGUUUUCUCCCCACUCGUAAGAUACAUGUAACCAUCCCCUUUUCUUUUAAUCUACCCUGUCUCUCUCUAUCUUGCUUUUUUUCAUGGGUUCUUUCUUCCGCUUUUCUUCCCCCACUCAUCAUCCCCCCUACUACCUACAGAUGUAUCUAUUCCAGUCGCGGAUCGAUCCACACUGGCUUCCACCAUUUUACGGAAAUCGGUCAGACUUUUCAUAAUAAAUAUAUUUUUAAUAAAUUACUAAAUUUGGCCCAUAUCUUGUCUGAGUGACUUAGAAAAUUAAAAAUGGAAAUUAAAAAUCCAAAACCUUUCCUGGGGGAGCCUGCCCUCAGACCACCCAGAAGCUUGCACCUUCGGUGCUCGUUUAGGAAAUCGUUCAGUAUUUUUCAUAGAUCCGUGCCUGUAUGCCUUUUUCUCUCUUUCCUUCCUUCCUUCCAUUUCUCCCUCCCUCACCUCUUUCCUCCCAUGUUCCUUGUUGCCUUCCUCCUGUUUUCUGCUCCUUCAGUUAUCCCAUUCCGUUUUGUUCUGUCUCAUUCCUACCUUUUCUCUUUUAAUUCUAUUUCUCCCUCUUUCAUUAAGAAAGGUUUUACAUUUUCUUUACUCAAUACAGAUGAAGAACAUCAAAAAGCGCUGAAAGAUUUAGAGGUAGCUAGGAGAAAUUUACAGGUAUUUUUCACUGUGUUGGUGAUGUUUUUACCACAUUGUAAAGCAUACUGUAAGUGAAAUUACAGUGGUUCACAAGAUGUCUUUCGCUUUCUCUGCUUACAAUUUGAAACAUUCAAUAUAGUGAACAUUGAUUUUUCUUGGGAUUUCCUACUAUACUAUUAUAUUCUUAGCUUUAGCAUCUUUUGAUGCAUAAUUAUCAUAUUUUUUUAUGAGUACCAUUGUUUGUUAUGAUUGAAGGAGUCUGCUAGUAAUCUGGAUGAAGUGCUCAAGGAAAGAGAUGACUUAUCAGAGACUUGUGCUGAUCUAAAGCAACAGAUGGCUCAGGUAAAAGAAUCCUCUCUGUUAACCAUGGCGUUAUAUAAAAAAUAUGCAGCUCAAGUUAAUAAGACUAUGCCUAUUAUUUAGAGCUUGUUGAAUUUAUUUUACAAAUUCUACCUCUACAUUGUUGUCUAACAGUACUUUUGAAUCUAGCUGGCAUAAAAUAAAACAGGAAACAGAUAAAAUACCAGCCUUGUGCUAAUUCUAUGUAUUUGUAACAAUAAAACGGAAAAAUAAAUAAAUAAUAAUCAAUCAAUUAGACAGUUAAAUGAUAGCAUAAAUGAAAAUGAUAGCUCCUUAUAUGUUACAUAUUAUUGCCUUUCCUUUAAAUUUCAGAUGGUGGCAGAAUUUGAUGAAGACAAGAGGAUAAGUAUUGAAAAGUAAUUGAAACUUGUUUUCACAGACAUACAUGUACAUUGCAUGUAUCUUUGACCCCAAAAGGCCUUAUUCAUACAUGGCAGGCAAAUAAUAAUUUUUUCUCAUAUUGUGACCAAUAACGUCUUUCAUCUUUUGCAUCUGAUGAGUGAACACCAACAAAUGACCUUCAAUGUACAGGCCAUAAUCAAGGUAGAAUCAUGGCACAGAGAGAUAAUCUCAGGGCGUUGGCCAGGAUACGUGAAUUUCACUACAGUUAUUUUUAGAGGUUUUACUUAAAUGGAAGUCUAAUUCCUGAGACGUCCACAUAUUUUUAUUGAUUGUUUUAAAUUUUGUCAACUCCAUGUGUGACUGCCUUAAAGCAGAAUAUUGUAAUGGUGACUGUUGAAUUUUCUCUUGACAACACUGAAUAAAAGUUUGGGGACCUCUCUGAAAGAAAAACUCCUGAUUAGUUUCAAGUGUUUAAUUGGCCUAAAAAUAACUUUGGUAAAAUUCGCAUAAUCCUCAGAGCUAGACUGUGUAUUCUCUCUUCCAUUAUUCUCUCUUGCUGUAAUAUUUUACUCAACAGAUGUUUUUAUCCUUUUGGAUUCUCAUAAAUGUUUUGAUUAUAUAGAGAGCUAAGAUGUGAAAGUAUUGGGAAGUAGUGGAAACCAGAAGGCUUGGGGUAGGACCUCUCUCCAGACUAAUAAUCAAGACUUCUUUUGGUGUGAUGUUUGCAUUUUUAUCUUUUUCUUAGAUGCAGAGAAGCAUGUCUUCAGCUCCACGAGAAUUCCAAGAACCUCUUAAGAGAUCAGUUAAUCGAGGAAAAUGAGCAGACGGUCAGAAAUUUAAAGUAAGUGAAUGUACUGCUAUUGUACACAAGUAAACUAACAGAAUUUGUUGUGACCAUUGUUGCUAUGUCAUAGCUACAAUACAUGGGACACUUGGGCUCCCUUUUGAAAACCUUUGGCGUUGGCAUGUCCUAGUGCUGGGGCAAUUAUCCUUUUCAUUCUUAAGUAGGCUCGAACUCCUUUAAAACCUCUAAUUUCAUUGUGCUUCUAUAUUUCGCAGCUCUUUUGCUUUGGGGCUGGGUUCCAUCGUUAACUUUGUUCGUUCAUUGUUUUCCCAAACAGAACUGUGAGACCUUGUUACAGCUACGAGGCGUCUCUCAUUUUUCAUGAACGGAUUUGCAAUACAAGUGAACUACUAGGCUUGAUUUCCAGCCGUUAGGCACAAAAUGGCUAGUAAUCGAGCCCAGUGCAUGCAUGUCUGUAUUGUAUUUUAUUUUAUUGUAGGAAAGAAUUGGAGGAAAGUGGUGAAGAGUUAAUAAGGAUCAAGGAGUGUUACGUUCAGCUGAGCGAGGAAUCACGUAGCCUGGAAGAGAAAUUAAAAGAACAGUUUGAGAAGGAAAAACAAGUUCUUUUGUCUGAGGCAAGCCUAUAUAUGUACAUUUGAAAAUACCGUUCUCAGUUUCUGUGCCCUGUAACAUGUCAAUAAGCAUACAAAUUCACUUAGAAAAUGCGCUUUGUUGUAAAUUUGACCAUCAUUAUUCAUUGUGCAGUAAGGAACAAGGACAAAUGUAUUCACAAGAUUUUUAAAGUACUAUCAAAUAUAGAUAACAGGUCUUCAGGAGUGUGUUAUGUCAGCAUGUUCCUAGUCUCCAAAUUGUCCUUCAUUAAUCUCUUGUGAUACUGACAGGAGAAACUUGUUUACAAAAUGUUUUUCACUCAGUGAUCUUUUCAAAAUCCACUUAACCAGAUAACCGUUAACUUUUGAUUAAGCUGUGAUAUUUUAAGGAGAAAUUUGAUGUCGGUCACUCUCAGGAGUUAAAACGUUUAAAAGUUUUAACCGACUGUUGUUGUUGCUUUCAGAGUGAAGCUAAACUAGUGGAUGAGCUGCGGGCUUCCUUUGAGAAACAAUACAAUGAUGAAUUAGAGAAAGCACGUAAGGAGUGGAAGGAAGAAGAGGUUUCAAAAAUUAAAGAUGAAUUUAUGAAAGAAAAGGAACAACUGCUAAAGGUCUGAAAACAGUUUGGGGUUUUACGUUUUGUUACUCUGUUUUGUCAGCUGUUAACGCUUUUAUUUCAGUGAGUGUAAGAGUCAAAAUUGAAGUAAAAUUUCGAAGUCUAAGUAAAAAAAUUCAUAGAAAAGCAAAUAGCUUGCCAGCAAGCUCUUCAUUUCGUUUUGGAACGAAACGAGCUGCAAGAGAACGCGCCCACAUGAGUCAAAGCAUCUCUUUUGCGUGCCACUCGCUUCCGCGAUACCCCCAAAUGCAGAGCUAAAAAACAAGUUACACCACUCCAAGUCCCUACAAUGAGGUUUUUGGUUCCCUUUGAGUGUCUUUAAUUUGAAAAACAUUGAUCGCUGAUCAAAAGCGACUGUCGUCUCUUAUUAAUCUUUAUUUGCUUAGUGUAAUAAAAUUACCUCCAGUACCCACUUUUUACCCACUUCAUUACCGUUAUUCAUUACCACUAUUAUUCUUUGCGCAGGACAUCGAAGAGCAAAAGACUAGGCUGGUAGAAGAAGAAGUUUCUAAGGCGCGCAAAGAAUGGAGUGAACAGCAAUCUUGCAGUAACCAGACUGAUGUUGAUGAUCAAAUAGCUGCUGCCAGACAAGAAUGGAUAAAAGAACAUAAUGAUGAACUGGAGAAGCGUUUGUGUAAUGCCAUAGAAGAAGUUAGACGAAUAUGGGACGAAGAACAGAAGCUAAAAACAAAAGAGGUCAGAAAUUUACCCCAAACAUUUUAAGUUUUUAUUUUGUAAUACGGUUAAAGAUCGUUUAACAGUCACUGAGAUGGAGUGCUCUCCUUACAGUGGCCUCGAUAAAACCCCAUUUCGAUAUGCCGCUUGGAAAAUAGCCUGCGCGCUUUUCAGAAGUUAAGCGCGAAGCGAGCGAGGAGCGCUAGAUACUCGCAACCCCUCCCCCUGUCCCACAGCUCUAGCUCUAGUUGCAGACGCAGUUUUUUCUUUCCGAGGCUGUUUGCUUAAGGAGGCUUCAGUAGUAUUCAGUGAUGUUAAACGUACUGCAGAAGAGAGAUCGUAUGAUUGGUCACACGCAAGGACUUUGCCUACAGGCCCGGAAAGGUUAAAACUGCAUUACUUGUCUUCAUAUUUUAGUUGGAGUGUUAUAGAAAAUGAAAGACUUAUAACAAGCAGAAUGCAAGCAUACGCUAAGAAGACUUCUACAGUUAUGAUCUGCAGUGUUGCAGGGAUAGAAUUGACGGUACUUCUCUUAUACACGAUAGAACUAGAUGCUACUUAAACUCACCGGAAAGAAAAGAAAGACGCUUGAAAGGAAGAUCUUUUACGUGUAGGCGUGGCUAAAACCAAGCGAAAAUAACCUGUCUGAAGUAUCACGGGCACAAACUUUAAAUUCAAAAGUACGACAUGAAGAAUCAUACGCUAGUUUCUUCCCUUGUCACUCUCUCUAAAUAUUUUGGCUGUCGUCUUUUUAGGAAAUAGAAAAAAUGCGUAGCGAGUUAGAGAGGGUUCACAGGGAGUCACGUGACCAAGAGCUCAACAAGGCAGUGGAAUUGGCUCUGUCCCAUGCUCACGCGGACUGGCUGAAAAAUGACGAGGAGAUGAGGCAGCGAGAGAUCGAUCAGGCUGUUGAGGUGGCUACCACUAAUGCAGUAGCUGAGGCUAAAGACGAAUGGGACAGAGAAAUUAAAUCACAAGUAAGUCAGUCCAACGUACAUUCAAUCAUUGUUACCUCAGUGGUACUUAAUUUCUUUGGCCUGAAGCUUCGCGUUUCGAAAUUGAAGACCUGAGAAUAAAAAUCCUAGCGAAACUUUAAAAAACUACACGCCAAAUUUAACACGCAUAGAAAAACCAAAACACAUGAAAAAUAUGACUAGCGUGUAAUAACAAUAACAUAUACAGGAUAUGUAUUGACAAAUACCCUCAUUUUUCAUUGAUUUUACUGUUAAACUCCAUUUUUUGUUUUCUGUUAUGAAAUAACUUUAAUUUGCAAAUAUUUCACAUACCGAGUAGAGAAUCUAGCUGUCAUCUUCAUCUGAAUAACUAGAUUCGUACAAAAAACAUAAAUAUGCGUUUUACUUCAUUGUUCCAGUUUAUCUAGAAAUUUUUUAAAACGUGAGCCUUUCUGAAAAAUAUAAUCAAGUUCAGAACGCUUGAAUCAAGAAAUUUAAUGCCCUUUUUCAUAUUUUCCUCAUUAAUCGCGAAAAUACGACUCCGUGAAAUACUGUCCCACUAAAAUCGCUUAAUUAAGUAUCUGCGAAAUUAAGUACCAAUAGGGUAGUUCCAGACGGUUUUGAAUUUCCCAGUUUGAUUGGCCAGACGCAGGGGAUUCAAAUGCAUGUAGAACUGGUUCGGUGUACGAGUAAUUAGCCAGAGGGUUUCCCGUUCAUCUUGUUAUCUCCCUGUGUAGUGAUUUUGGUUGAAUGAGAUAAUUAUCAAAGUAUAGAAAUAACUGUUUUCAAUAAUUUUGUUUCCGAAGGACAGCCUUUUGCAGACUGCUCUCACUCACGAAAAGCUUCGUUGGAAGAAAGAAACGGAAUUGGAAAAAAGCAAGGCGGUGGAAGCUGCCGUAGCUAUUGCUGAAGUAAAGUGGCACGAAGAGGAAGAGAGGAAGAUCUCUGAAGCAGUCGAACAAGCCAUACGGGGGGCGAGAGAUGCGUGGAAAGAAAGUAAACAACGGGAAAUAGGUAUGAGUGUUGACGGACCAGGUUGCUAUUAGGUAUCUAACCAUGGUCAGCGGACUCAAAGAGUCAAAUGAACCAAUCAAAACGCAAGGCAAAUACAUGUAGCUGCUGCCAAGCGCGGGAAAACGCAUGCAAGAAAGUUGUGAUUGGUUAGUUCAGAAAGUGGCGUGAGCUCUGUAGCCAAUCACAAAUCUAACAAAGUAAAACUGAAAAAACGAAAGUGAGUUGCGAUAUUUGCGCAAACUCAAGGGUACAUUUAGAGAAACUUGGAGGAACGCAGUGGUCUCAGCUCGAGGCAGGGUUGAAGAGGUUCAUAAGGUAGUGUUUCUCUUCGUUCCUUCUAAGAUAUCUGGAAAGGAGCUUAUAGCUGCAAGGUGCUGUUACUUGGAAAUGAGCCCUCCUAAAAGUUUUUUUAUCAGUUAUAAACGUUAAGUAAAGUAUAACCUAAACUCGAUGCCCUUUUGUGGACUGUAUUUAGCUGUUGCAGUGGAAAUGGCUCGACAGGAAUGGAACGCAAAACAGAAAGACGAACUUAAUGUCGCAUUAGAAGCCACCAACGCACAGCUCAUGAAGCAGUUCGAGGAACAAAAGAAGGAGGCUGUGGAGAAGGCUGUUUCCAAGGCGAGGGUAAGAUUAAUCAGUCUAUGUGUUUGUAAAGUGUCCCCAGCUUUUUGAAACUUGUGGUUGAUAAUUACAGUCGAACCUCUCCCCAAUGGCUUGCUUGUGGUUAGGGGUACAUGUCCGAAGAGGUCAGAAUAAUAUAAGACGGACCGUCCGCCUACACAAACCAAAGUUACCUUUGGGGCGAGGUAACUUCUAAUAGAGGUUUUGCCAUAGAGGAGAGGGCGAGAUCACUCCCUCUAUGGAGUUCAAGCGGCGACGGCGGCGACCCUGUACAUUCUUCAUUCUUUGGACUGGACUCCAUUACCAUCCGCUGUUCGGGAAACGAGUUCCUCCCCGAGAGAGCGGCUGAAUUAUUGAGGGAAAUAACGUGAACUGAACUGAAUUGAUUUACUACUUGAUUUGAGCCUUAGAUUUUGACAUCUGUAAGAUGUGUAUUUUACAAAAUUAUUCAGUAACUUUGAUAUGUGCAAUGUGAUGCACAACCUUCAGAAGCCGAGUCCUGCAUUUGAGAACGAAACAAACGUUUAAAAAACUGCAGCUAUUGAGAGUUUUGUUUUCUAAUAGUUGCAGUGGGAGAAGCGAUCGUCCGUGGAAACGCGUUCAGAAAUCGAGUCCCUCAGGGAAGAAAUCUUUAGAGAAUUCGAGGCGCAAAAGAAAGUGGAAAUUCUGGAAACAUUGGAGGAAGCGAAGGAGGCUUGGAUGGAAGAAUCUGAGGAACUGAAGCGAGAGGAAGUGAACGAAGCCAUGGCGUACCUUGAGUCCGAGUACACUAAGAGGAUGGAAGAAUUUAAACACACGGAGUUAAAGGAAGCUCUUGAAAAAGCGAGACAACAGUGGACUGCAGAAGAACUUUCACGCCGAGAGGAAAUUGUUAAGGUAAAAAGGAAACUUUGUAUGUUCGCUUUGUAUGUAUUGUUACGUGCCCCUCACGCUCUUUCUCGUCUCAUUCAAAGUACCUCCUCACCCUCUGAACAGGCAAGCGAUUGCCUUUUGGUACGAUGCGACUUGUUAGGACUUCAAAGAAGUUUGUUUCUUGAAAGUUCGAACACACUCAAGCAAUUUGGAUAGGUCAUGAAAUCUUUGCGGUAGGGAUUUGCAGAUCAUGUUGCUUCAAGCUCAUACCGGUUGAAAAAAUGCUCGCGAUGUAACUUCGGACUUCUGUUCCAUGCCACGAUUGUGCUCGUUACGAUGAUAAUUUUGCUUCAUAAUGUAGGUGCAGUUUAUAAAAACCUUUGUUUGUCAAAAGUAUUUCACAACGUAAAAUGUUGUACUGUUGCAGUUUUCUUGACAUUUACCUUGUAAAGAAAUCUGUUGGCUCUUGAUUGCUUGGUUCUUAUUUUCGUCAGGUUUUUUGUUCCGGUUGACUUUCAAAAUAUACCCAUGCAGCAUAUGUUAAACUGAAGUCGUUUACUUUUUUCUAGGCUCGUCUGGCAGCAGCGCGAGAGGACUGGCGCAGAGAGGUAGCUAAGUCUACAAAAGAUGAGACUGACCGCGCGUUGGCAACUAACAAUGAAGUUGAGCUGGGGAAGCGAACUAGAGAAUUAGAGGAAAAAGUACGAGAGAAACUUCAAGCCGAACACGAGGAAGAGAAACGGAAACUUGUUGAGGACACAUUUAGAGAAGCCGAGACAAAGUAUACGAACGAAAACGUAAAAUUAAGAGAAGAACUUAGAAAGGUGAAGGCGAGUUUCUUUACUGAUUGUCGAGGAGUUGAACUCGUGCAUUUCUGUACUGGACAUUCAGUCAUUUAUUUUAUAUUAUCGUAUGGCUAAAUUUAGUCAUUUGCUUCAUAGGCGGAAGAGGCAACUCGUGAUAAAUGGCAAGCAGAGAAGACUCGCUUGGUUCAAGAGUAUCAGAACCAACUGGAUCGCAUGCGCAGUGAAUACAACUCGAAGCUAAAAGAACAACGUGUACAGAUCGAGAGAGACCUGGGAACGAAGACGAACAACGAGCUUCAGAAAGUGAGAAAUGGCUUGAAACAAGAACAACAGGAUGCGAGGUAACUCGGGUGAAUCCGCGUGUCUUUCAACCUCGUGCCCAGGGCGCUUUUCCCUGGCCUCACCUCCAAAGCCAGGGAAAAGCGCCAUGGGGACAAGGCUGCAUGUCUUUGGCCAUGUUUUUUUUCUCUCUCUUUUUUAAUGCCAUUCAUCCCCACCACGUUUGUCGUGAGUUUAGAUGGGGUAUUGAUUGUAUAGUGGAUUUUCAUCUAUCAUCAAUUAGUAAAUUUUGGAUGAUUUCUAGUAGUUUCGUGGGUUGAAAUUUAACCUAAUUUCUCAGCUGUCUGGUAUUUUUGCAGAUGCUGGCACUCCACGGAGUGCAUCUGGCAACAUCUGAUUAAGAAUCCAAUUUGUUUUCUCGUAUACUAAUUGCCCCUCUGAGAGAAGUGUCCGCCCUACAGAUUGAUUUUUAAUGUUUAUUGAUUUGUUUGUUUGCUUUUUUUACACAUAAAUGAAGGGAAACAAAUUGCCGCUUAUGAGUGCUGGGCUUAUACACCUUUUUAAGGGGGUUAUAGGGGGGCUUAUAUCCAAGGGAGGCUUGUAAUCGGAGUAGAAGAAGCGUAUCAAUUUAGGUUUCUGGGAAACUGCAUACCUACCCCUUCCCUAAGUCAGCAUUAACACUUAAUUCUCACUUAGGGCAAAAUGCUUGUUUAGGGGAGAGGUAGGUGGGCAGUUUCUCAUAAGUGUUGGAGCUUACAAGCGGCAGUUUACAUUGUCAAAUUUACCAGUUGCUGUCAUCUGCCGACAUCUGCCGGUAUUUUUUCCAGGGUUCAACUGGAGAAACAACAUGAACAGAAAGUAAGACAAGCCCUAGAAACCGCCAGAUGUGAAUGGGAAAAGCAACAGAGGCAAGAAUCUACCAAACAAGGCGAAGAAGUGAAGAGACAACAAGAACUGUGGACAAAGGAGAGACGAGAAAAUCAAUCCGCCCUCGAGAAACUGAAACGUGAGCUGGCCACGUUAAAGAAGGAGUACAGUACAACCACAGAUAAACUUAAGAGGGAAUUGUUUGAAGAGAGGAAGAAAACGCAGUACAGUUCAAAACGGCGAGACUCCAGAAACGAUGCUUCACAGGUAAUUUGGGUUUAAAAGAGUUCUGAUUGUUAAACUGUUGGAGGUCAAAAGUAACUGUAAGUUUGCUCUUCUUGUACCCUUUGCUGAGCGUUACGACAGUCAAAUAUUCCCCCAUGUGUUGUUGGGGCAUACUGUACUCUUUAAUUUGCACUGGUUCUUGCCUAGUCUAGUUUUCGGGCUUAUAAUUGGUCAUAUAGUCCGAGUUCCUAAAACUCACUCUCGAAACGAGGUCAAUUUUUUUGGUGAAAACGAGGUUUAUUUAUGGAAGAAUCAAAAGUUAUUUUCAUAUCAAACAUUUCGCCCUUACCCUCACUUUGAAACAGAGGCUUGGAGCAACUCGGAAAUGAGCCAUUAGUUUAUCCUGGUUUUGUGGCCAACAACUAAAUUCUGUGCACUUUUUUCCAACCACCGAUUGUUUUUCUCUUUUGUUAGAAGAAGACAGUAGUUCGUCGAGUUACAUGAUUUACAGGGAGCGAUCAAAAGUGAUUAUGGCUUGCUAACGUCGGUAAUAUUGGUCCAUCCUUGUUUGACUUGCCAACUACUUUUUCCUUCUUUUAGGCUCCAUUGCAACUGGACAGCGGUAGCGACACAAGUUUUAGCAGUGUUGAAAACGUGUCAACCACGCGUGGUCUCCAGGAACUACGUCAGUACUACCUAGACACCAUUGCUAAGAUACGUGAUGACGUGCUGAAUCAUGUGACCCAGACCAAGGCUAGUGCAGCUAAAAAGAUCAGGUAAGGUUAUUGAAAAGGAAUCAUCUAUCGUUGAACAUUGCCGUCAAUUUGUUUGAAAUACUGUCCUUUAUUGUAGAGGUGAAGUGCUGAAAGAGCGCCAUUCCACGGCCAAGAAGCUUCGUAAGUAUUACCUUCAGUGUCUCAAACAGCUUCUUGAAGAAGAUCGCGUUGCAUUGGAAGGAAACACUGCGCCUAGCAGUACCGAGGAGAAAUUAAACAGAAUGGCGGUAGCUUUGAGGACGCUUAGUCCGAACAAAGAAGCUGUUGGUGAGUACUCCUUACUUUUUUUUUUGUUAUUAUUAUUAUCUUUCUCAAAUGUUACAUUGAAGCAUAUCUUAGGGGAUAAUCUGUCGUCGAUUUUUAUUUUGUAAAUUGUUGUGACGUGUGUUCUUGAUUGAUGUAUUAAAAUGUCGAGACAAAAUGAGUAAUUUUUUUGUUAUUUUCAUUAAGGCUUACCUUGCUGACGGCUUUUAGCGAAAGAAAAAGUCUUCUCUCACUGUAUAUUAGCAUCAUGUCGACCUUAAGAAUGCCUCAGUUUUUGUCGUAACUUUCAAAGACGAACUCUACACUCCCCCCCUCCCCGAGACACUUCUUGUUCAGUUUUUGUUUCCAAAACUAAAAAAAAAAACCGGAAAAGCUGCUCUAAAGGCCUUAGAUAAAAAACCUCUCGUCUCCUUUAGGACAGCUGCCUCACCAACCGGAAGUCCUUGAUGACACCCAAUCGCCUCGUUCUGGUGUAUUUAAAGUGUUACUCGACUCCAGCCAACGGGAAGCUCGGGAAGCUCGUUCACCAUCCAUCGGAAGGAUUCACGGUAGACCACGUGACAGUGGUCCUGACGGGGCUAGCGAUACAGGCCCCAUUGUGGGAAAGGAAAGAGAAUUCACUCCUGUUUUUGGAGAGCAGUUAACUGUAACAGAUAAGGAUGCCUUUGAUCUCAGCGGCAAAUAUUUCACUCCGGAGAGAGACUUGGAAAAUUCAACCUCUCAAGAGACAGAAUCUACCAGCUCAAAAGAUUCGCCCCCGGAAAUGAAGGAUUGUCACAUGUCAAGCCCUGUUCUGGAGCAUAAGACAGUUAACCACUCGGAAUCAGAGACGUCGACUGACAGAGAAAAGCAACGGACUUAUGUCAUGCAUGCUCCAUCUGAGCAUGCUUUCAAGCAGAAACCGCUGGCCUCUUACAAGAGGAGUGCGCCAUCGCCAGCCUUUUCUAUCAAAUCUUAUGAAUCAGAUCAAUAUAGUGAACUGCCUACUGUGAUUCAUGUAUCAAGGAGAGAAUCAAGUGGUUCCAAAGAGAGUAAUAGUGGUAUUCCGACACGCCGCACAUUACAAGAUAAGGACGCUAUCAUUCCACCAGUCAGCGCUUCUGUACCCGACAUGCGCAGUCGACCACCUGUAGAAAAAAUUAGCAGGGUGUUAACACGUGACAAGAGAGUGACGUCGACAUCGAGUCUACCUUCUAAGCCACGGGUUGAUGUUAGAGCGAAGCAUGUGCAAAAAACAUGACCAAAACAUUGGCCGUGUUGCAGCCUCUAAACAAUCUUUGCACCCGGCUUAUGAAGGUUUGGCAGAGCACUCUCCCCACAGAUUCCUGUAUUUCCGCGUGAUAAGUGGCUUCAACAGGAAACUUGGUACAGAGCAUCUCGUUGUUUGACCUUAACACUUAAGCUUUGUUUACACGAGUUGGUGUAUUAAGUUUGUCACCCACACGUACACGGAGAUCUUUACAAGACAUUUGUGAAUGUAUCGUACUUUAUCUCCACAGUAUGGAUCGCAAUAGGUUUGAACAAGGUUUUUCCUGCGAAUUGCAGGAUUAAAUUUUCGGCACAACAGCACAUACACAAGGAACAAGAAUGUUGUUCAUUUAACGAGUUUGAACAAGGGUACAUUUUGUUGUGAAGUACACAAAGGUAUAGCACAAUUUUGCUACACUUGACAGUGGCUUCACUCGCAGUUAAGUCUCAGUUAUUAUUUAUUGACAAAAGAAAGCAUCAUCUUAAGGCAAACAAUUUAGCAAUGUGCUGUUUGCUUAAGUUGUCUUCUUUGUUUCACUGGACAUAAACAAGGGAUGGGUAAUGAAAAAAUUCCGCGGGCAGUGGCAUUAGAGCAGAACAAAAUGUUAUUUUCGAAAGGCAAGUGAAGGUUGUUUAGACUCUAGUCAACUGAGAAACUCACUGUA
This is a messenger RNA of Porites lobata, 21774 nucleotides long. NCBI's taxonomy places the organism in Eukaryota, Metazoa, Cnidaria, Anthozoa, Scleractinia, Poritidae. The record is from the annotation of a GenBank genome assembly.